Molecule: messenger RNA, 2922 nt
Organism: Cryptotermes secundus
Lineage: Eukaryota; Metazoa; Arthropoda; Insecta; Blattodea; Kalotermitidae
Gene: BBS8
Product: tetratricopeptide repeat protein 8
Exons: 6
Coding region: 443-1672 (409 amino acids)
Biological process (GO): non-motile cilium assembly
Cellular component (GO): non-motile cilium; BBSome; ciliary basal body
Molecular function (GO): protein binding
Source: RefSeq, a predicted model, not a curated record
GCUGGACUGAAAGUUAUCUACUUUGUAAUUGAUAGUGUGACGGACCAGAAUGAGACAAAUCAAAUUAAGUAAUCAGGUGUAGGUUAGAAUUAGCUAAAAUUAUGGUAGAAUCAAAAUUAAAGUGAUUUUGAUAUCCACUUGUUUUCUUCAUAUUGUUGCAGUAGUUCAUUAGUGCACUGUUUUUGUCAUUCUUUUGUCCUGCUUUGAUUUCUUGUUUCUCAUUGGCAUGUUUCAGCUCAUUUACACAUGUAUCUGAACUGCAAGUGGUAGGAGAAAGACAGAAGCACAGUUGAACAGUCACAUUGCAAUGGUUACCACUUCUACUUUCUUGCAUCAAAGUUUGUGAUUCAGUUGAGAAUUUACAUUUGUCUGAAGUUAUCAUUCAGACAGAUUUGUAGGAAUUAGAAAGUUGUAUUGUAGACUUUUCGUAUUCAGCACAUUGAUGUUAAGUCAGAGGCCUCGAACACAAACUGGGCGUCCACUCAGUGGAGUAGUUCGCCCAGCUACUCAGUCAGGUCGUCCUGGGACAAUGGAACAGGCUUUACGUACACCUCGUACAGCCCGAACUGCACGUCCCGUUACUUCCCAGUCUGCCCGUAGUGUGCGCCUUGGGACAGCAUCGAUGUUGACGGAAUCUGGUGGUCCAUUCAUACAGCUGUCACGGCUUAAUAUGGGGAAAUAUGCUGCUCAAGGAAUCAUUGCCAAGCCACUGUUUGAAUACAUCUUCUACCAUGAAAAUGAUGUGAGACAUGCACUGGAACUAGCUGUGCAGGCAACACAAGCUUGUCAAUUCAAGGACUGGUGGUGGAAAGUGCAGCUAGGCAAGUGCUACUUCACUUUAGGCUUGGUCCGGGAUGCAGAGCAACAAUUCCGAUCGGCACUGAAGCAGCAACAAGUGGUGGAGAUAUUCCUUCGCUUGGCUCGUGUUUACAUCCGUGUGGACCAGCCACUCUCCGCUCUGGAUGUGUGUAAGACAGGACUGCAGUACUUUCCUGGGGAGGUGACGCUGACAACAGAGAUUGCAAGGCUGUUUGAGGGUCUUAAUAACAUUCCCACAUCCAUCAAGUACUACCGAGAUGUUCUGAAGGAGGACGCAACACAUGUUGAAGCUAUUGCUUGUAUAGGACUGCAGCACUUUUAUACUGAUCAGCCUGAGAUUUCACUUCGAUUUUACAGAAGAUUGCUGCAGAUGGGAAUUUACAAUGCUGAGCUUUUCAACAAUCUUGGGCUGUGCUGUUUCUAUGCCCAGCAGUAUGACAUGACAAUAACAUGCUUUGAGCAGGCACUCAAUCUGGCUACUGACGAGGCAGUUGCCGACGUAUGGUACAACAUUGCACAUGUAGCCAUAGGCGUCGGAGACUGUAAUUUGGGAAUGCAGUGCUUAAGAUUGUCCCUGUCAGCAGACAGUAACCAUGCUCCAGCUUAUAAUAAUCUUGGCGUUUUGGAGAUGAGACUUGGACAUGCUGAAGAAGCGCGGGCAUUCUUCCAGGCAGCAGGAAGUCUUGCCCCAUAUCUGUUUGAGCCACAUUAUAAUUACGCAAAACUGGCAGAAAAGAUGGGAGACUUGCAGACGAGUUACAUUGUGAUCCAGAAAUCUCUGCAGGCAUACCCAAGCCAUGUCGAUUCUAAGGAACUACUUGAGAAAUUACAGAAACACUUUGCUUUUAUAUGAAUAAGGUUUACUGAGUUCAACCUGUGAAGAUGAUUGUGUAGCACUGCUUCUGAAAGCACCCUGUCUGUGACUAAUAUAGAAAUGUGUUCUAGGACCACAGAGUAUGAUGUGCGACAGCACUCACAGCACUAGCAAUAUGCACACGUGGUGUGUCGUUAGCAGGCAGGUCACAAAUGCACAAGGUGAAGCAGUUAAUUGAGUGUGAGAUGAUGGGUUCUGACGGCAGUGCUGAUGAAGAUGCCCGUCUUCUAGGAUGUGACACCAUGUAAUGUGUUGAAUCAUUACCGGUGUUUGGAGGAAUGUGGUGCCUUGAUCUUCAAGAUAAAGGACUAAGCAGAGUGUAGAGAAGAAGGGGACUAGAGCUGGGGCUAUGGAAAACCAGUAGGAGAAGGUAGUACUGAGAAGUGACAGAUAUACUGUCAGUACCUGUAGGAAGAGGGGUAAAGUAGGAGGAUGAAAGAAGGUGGGUAAGAGAGGUCGAACAGAAGUAGAAAUGAAAUUAAUAACAGUAAUAUAAAAUAAUUUUACAAAAUAAAAAUUGAACCGUGCAACGGUUCUUCUCUGUGAAGUUCUUUGGAGUCCCCCCCCCCAAAUGCCGGGAUGCGAGCCGUUUUUCCCUCUUUCCACUCAUAGUCUUAGCUGACGUCAGGUCAGCUGACCUUGUCCCCUCCCUUCCUGGACUGACGUGAGGUUUCUUGUGUGGUGAUGAGGAAUGCCUCGACCUCUCUUCCCGAUACCGUCAGAUAGGUAACAUCGCCAGUUCCAAAUUCGCUGUUUAGGUUGAUUUGAGUUUGUGAAAUUCUGUUUCGGCCCGGGCGCAUUCUGAAGGGGGAAGAGUGCCCUCGCGACCUGAUGAAGGUUGUAUCAAGUCGAGAGGUUAAGCUUGGUUAGUAAUUUUUGGAAACGCCAGUAAGUGACUUACUGUGGUGCUUGGUUUCCUGGUUUUAUUACGACACCGUGUGGCGUAAGUAAAUGGUUUUGUUUGUUGGCUUGAAUAGCCGGUCGCCCUUCAGGCGUGUGAGUAUGAAUAUAUAGUUGUGUUCCCAGUAAAGUCAAUGGUUGCCAUGAGGUGUGCUUAUAUUUGUGUCUGUGCGCUUAGCCACAGGUUAAUUCUGUAUUAAUUGUGAGUGUGCUUUGAUCACUGCCCGCCCAUCAGGCCGAGUACACCUGUAUACCUUUGUUAUCAAUAUACACAUUUAUUUAUAUGUUAGAAACGCCUGUAGUAUUUGUGUAUACUUGGGUUGUCUGUG